Molecule: messenger RNA, 3111 nt
Organism: Nomascus leucogenys (northern white-cheeked gibbon)
Lineage: Eukaryota; Metazoa; Chordata; Mammalia; Primates; Hylobatidae
Product: zinc finger protein 136
Biological process (GO): regulation of transcription by RNA polymerase II
Cellular component (GO): nucleus
Molecular function (GO): RNA polymerase II transcription regulatory region sequence-specific DNA binding; DNA-binding transcription factor activity, RNA polymerase II-specific
Source: RefSeq, a predicted model, not a curated record
AUGGAGCGACAGAAGCUAUGGCGGAUGCACCUGGUCCCUCUGGGGGCCGGAAAACCGAGAUCCCAACCUCCCUUUGGUGCAAGACGCCUGGAAAGCGGGAAUGCGGCCUCCCCUUCCCCGGAUGGACAGUUGGCAGGACCCCGCCCCAGCGCCCCUGAUUGGAUGAGGCUUCAGUUCUCGUCCCAUCGCCAAAUUUGCUCCGAAUUGCUAGAGGGGGCACCGUUGUCUUCCUGCUCCUUUGUCCUGCACAGGAAAUUCCAGACUCAGAGUCCAGUGGAGACCAAGUACAGUGAAGGGGACGAGGGGAAGAAGUCCACCCUGCGUUUGAGGGCUGGGGCCAAGACCCUUCAUUGCCGCUUCACUCAUCUGUGCUUCACAUCUCCUGUCAUUCACAUCUGUCAAGAUUCAGGGGGCAGAGCCCGAAGCUGUACCCAAUCAGGGGCGCCGGGGCGGAGCUCUGCGAUCGGUCCAAUCAGGCGCGCCGUCGGGGACGCAGCUGCAGACGUUCAACCUUCUCGCGGGAUUUUCAUUUCUCGCGUCUGCCGUACUUGGUUUCGCUUCGCUGGUCCCAGAGGCCCAGAGUGGCUCUCCUGGAGUCUCUGUGGCGCCGUUCCCUGUACCUGCCUUGGGAUCCGGAGGGAGGAAGCCGGGACACCCGGGAGUCAGGAAAUGGACUCGGUGGCUUUUGAGGAUGUAGAUGUGAACUUCACCCAGGAGGAGUGGGCUUUGCUGGAUCCUUCCCAGAAGAAUCUCUACAGAGAUGUGAUGUGGGAAACCAUGAGGAAUCUGGCCUCUAUAGGGAAAAAAUGGAAGGACCAGAACAUUAAAGAUCACUACAAACACCGAGGGAGAAAUCUGAGAAGUCAUAUGUUAGAAAGACUCUAUCAAACUAAGGAUGGUAGUCAGCGUGGAGGAAUUUUUAGCCAGUUUGCAAAUCAGAAUCUGGGCAAGAAAAUUCCUGGAGUGAAACUCUGUGAAAGCAUUGUAUAUGGAGAAGUCAGCAUGGGUCAGUCAUCCCUUAAUAGACACAUCAAAGAUCACAGUCGACAUGAACCAAAGGAAUAUCAGGAAUAUGGAGAGAAGCCAGAUACACGUAACCAGUGUUGGAAACCCUUCAGUUCUCACCACUCCUUUCGAACACAUGAGAUAAUUCACACUGGAGAGAAACUCUAUGAUUGUAAGGAAUGUGGAAAAACCUUCUUUUCUCUCAAAAGAAUUAGAAGACACAUUAUCACACACAGUGGAUAUACACCAUAUAAAUGUAAGGUGUGUGGGAAAGCUUUUGAUUAUCCCAGUAGAUUUCGAACACAUGAAAGAAGUCACACUGGAGAGAAACCCUAUGAAUGUAAGGAAUGUGGAAAAGCCUUCACUUGUAUCACAAGUGUUCGAAGACACAUGAUAAAGCACACUGGAGAUGGACCUUAUAAAUGUAAGGUAUGUGGGAAACCCUUUCAUUCUCUGAGUCCAUUUCGAAUACAUGAAAGAACUCACACUGGAGAGAAACCUUAUGUAUGUAAACAUUGUGGUAAAGCUUUCGUUUCUUCAACAUCAAUUCGAAUACAUGAAAGAACUCAUACUGGAGAGAAACCCUAUGAGUGUAAGCAAUGUGGGAAAGCCUUCAGUUAUCUCAACUCCUUUCGAACACAUGAAAUGAUUCACACUGGUGAGAAACCCUUUGAAUGUAAGCGAUGUGGUAAAGCCUUUAGAUCUUCUAGUUCCUUUCGACUACAUGAAAGGACUCACACUGGACAGAAACCCUAUCAUUGUAAGGAAUGUGGGAAAGCCUAUUCUUGCCGUGCCAGCUUUCAGAGACACAUGUUAACACACGCUGAAGAUGGACUACCUUAUAAAUGCAUGUGGGAAAGCCUUUAAUGCUCUGGGUUCAUGUCAGAUACAUUAAAAUACUCACUGAAGAGAAGCCCUAUGAAUGUAAGUAACGUGGGAAAGCAUGAAAUUCUGUUGGUGCCUUUUUUAAUACAUGAAAGAAUUCUAGAGAGAAGCCAUAUAAAUGUAAGUAACAUGGGAAAGCUUUCAAUCAUUUUAGUUCCUUUCAAAAACAUGAAAGAACUCAUCAUGGAGAAAACCAAACAAAUGCUUUUUGGAAAGGAACCCAUAUUUGGGAGAAACCCUGGGUAAAGAGUGUAGGAAAGGUUUUGUCAUCACACAACCCUGUCACACAUGAAUAUGUAGUGGAGAGAACCCUGGUAAAUGUAAAGAGUAUGGGAGAGCCUUUAGUCAUUUUAGUUCCACUUGAAGCCAUGAAAGAACACACAAAAGAGAGAAAGCUCUUGAAUAUAAGCAAUGUCCAAACGUUUUUAGCCAGCCCAUAUGCUUUCAACAACAUGUAAGAACGUUCCCUGGAUCAAAACACUAUAAAUGUGAAAACCACAAGGAAGGUUUUCCAUUAUACUUUUAAAGUCAUUUGAGGGCUCUGUGGCUUUGUGGGUUAAAGUACUUGUCUGGCAAACAGGAGAUGCUGGAUUUCAAUCCCAGCAGGUCCUCACUAGUUGAGGUAUUGAAUUUGAACAGAUGUUUUGGCUCUGGCUGGGUGUGGUGGCUCACACCUGUAAUCCCAGCACUUUGGGAGGCUGAGGCAGGAGGAUCACUUGAGGUCAGGAGUUUGAGACCAGUGUGCAAAACAUAGCAAGACCUCAUCUCAGCAAAAAAAAAAAGGUCAUUUGAAAACUUCUAAUAUAGCAAAAUCCUAUAAAUGUAAGUACUUCAAAAAGCCUCAUGCAUAGCAGGUCAUGUAGUCUCUAGAAAAUACAUAACCUGAUGGAAAUGUAGAAGCUAUAUGUAUAUUUUGUUAAUUAGUGGCUCAUAUUUAAAAUAGUUCUCUGACUAUGGAUUUCAAAUGCUUAAUCUCACAAAGAAAUGUUAAAUUGAUAUAAUCCUGUAAGUAAUCUGAAAGCAAUAGUGCAUGAAUUUCAUAGGUAGUGGUGUUUUAGGUCAGUAAAUAUUUGUCUUUCCAUUUUGAAAUGUGUUUAAUCCAACGAUGAAUUUAAAUGUGUUUCUCAUAUUCAGGUAUGUUAAAUUGUAUAUGGUUGCUUAAUUGUUCUGUGAUUGAGGACCACUGAAAAAUAAGUCUUAAUAAAUGUUGGUAUGAACCUA